AUGGUUGAGAAUAAUGGAGUGGCAGAGAGGACAGAGAAGGCAGUGAAUAGAAUGGAUUUUAAUGGGUGGAGUAAAUGGGUGGAUUUGCUUGAGUUGGAUUGUCGGCGAGGGGAAAUUGAAGUUUCACAGAACCUUUUCAGCUUGCUGUUUUUGGACAGUGAAAUCACAAAAUUGCCCAUGGUGGUGAUGAAUGGUUAUGAUGAAGUGACUAGAGCUCAACGCCUUCACCACUCGUUUGAGUCAGCGACAGUGAAAUUGGGUGUCUUUUGCUUGUAUUUUCGCGCUCGUAUUCGAUCAAGAUCCAACGGUGUGUGUCAAGAUCCAG
Messenger RNA from Ilex paraguariensis (yerba mate), 325 nucleotides. NCBI's taxonomy places the organism in Eukaryota, Viridiplantae, Streptophyta, Magnoliopsida, Aquifoliales, Aquifoliaceae. The record is from the annotation of a GenBank genome assembly.